This is a messenger RNA of Raphanus sativus (radish), 1552 nucleotides long. RefSeq lists its product as uncharacterized. NCBI's taxonomy places the organism in Eukaryota, Viridiplantae, Streptophyta, Magnoliopsida, Brassicales, Brassicaceae. The record is from RefSeq and is a predicted model, not a curated record. The transcript has 3 exons. The coding region runs from base 245 to 1342 and encodes 365 amino acids.
UUGGGAAACACUAUGAUCGGGGAGAGGAAUAAAAAUUCAUGUUUCCUAAGCUUUUGGUCAGUGUGAUAAUGGCGUGACACCUUUUGUCUUCUCAACAAUCUCAUCCAUCUUCUUCUCUCACUCACUCCAAUUGCUUGCACCUCACUCCUCCUCUCCCUCUAGCUUUUUCCUCUUCGUCUCUCUUUAGAUUCUUAAUUUCGCCCACACGUUUUCCUCCUCCUUCCAAUUCCGUCUCAGAAAAAAAAUGGGAAACUGCUUCUCUACUUCCUCUGUAUCCACCGCCGAGAUCUCUCCGCUUGACCUCGCCGUCAAACCUCCCCGCGUCGUAGCAUCCUCUCCCUCCGCCGCCGCACAUACUCACCUUCCAGCUCAGCAACUCCCAAUCGCUCCGCCGAGGGAAACAACAGCUACGGCGACGGCGACCUCCAACGUCACAGUGAAACUAUACGGACCAUCGAACAGUCUGACUACUUCGUACCUCCGCUUCGCUCUCCUCCACAAGAGAGUAAACCUCCGCUUCAUCCCUUCCUCCUCCGGAGGAGAAGACCAAAAGCCGGCGAUCCAAAUCGGAUCGGAGAAAACGUCGGGAUCUCGGGAGGCGCUCCUCCGCCACAUCGAGGACAAGUUCCCGGAGCCUCGGCUGAUGAUCUGGAAGUUCAACCUAGAAGGCUUCGACGAGGGGACUCCGCCGGUGGUGAAGGCGAUCUGGCUCCAUCACAGGAGCAUGACGUGGCACGUGGAGAGGAUGCUGAGAUGGUCGGAGGAUCUAGCGGCACGUGGAGGGAGGAGAGCCGUGGAUCCGUCCGUGGGGACGCCCAAGAUGGAGAUUAGGAAGUUCGCGAGGAGCUACACGCAGUUGCAGGAGGUGAUGCUGGAACACGCUCAGAUGGAGGAGAGGAUCCUCUUCCCUGUUCUUGAAUCUGUUGAUCGAGGGAUGUGUAAGAGUGCGACCGAAGAGCAUGGGAGAGAGUUACCGAUGAUGAACGGAAUCAAAGAGUAUAUCAAAUCGAUUGUUGUGAUGGAUUCUGGGAUAUGUUCUGAGGAGCUCUUUAGUCUUGCUUCUCGUUUCAAAUCAUUACAGAUGAUGUGUAAAGCACAUUUUGAAGAGGAAGAGAAGGAGUUAUUACCGAUGGUGGAGGCUGCAGAGAUGGGGAAAGAGAAGCAGAAGAAGCUGUUGAAUCAAAGCUUGGAAGUUAUGAGAGGGACUCAUACUAACGGCUUUGAUUUCCUCCUCCAAGGUCUCACUCCUCAAGAAGCUAUGCAGUAUCUUGACUUGCUCAUGGACUUUGCUGAUCCCGAUCUUAUCUCUUCUUUCAUGUCCCAACGAGACAUUGUUGACUGACUGAUAUUUUUCUUUUGUUAAAAAACUCUUUGUCGUGUUUGGUGAAAGUGUAUUUGGUGUAAAUAGAGUUCAGAUUGUCGAUCAGGCUUGGUUUGUUUUCUUUGUUCUCCUAGGUUAAACAAAAAUGUUAUAUUAACUCAUUAGAGUCGAGUGAAUUAUCACACAUUUUAAGUUUUCAACAAUGUGAACCAUCGAUUGAUUUGUCAGUUA